This is a messenger RNA of Linepithema humile (Argentine ant), 3929 nucleotides long. RefSeq names its product E3 ubiquitin-protein ligase ZNF598. The record is from RefSeq and is a predicted model, not a curated record. Gene Ontology annotation, biological process: rescue of stalled cytosolic ribosome; protein ubiquitination. NCBI's taxonomy places the organism in Eukaryota, Metazoa, Arthropoda, Insecta, Hymenoptera, Formicidae. Gene Ontology annotation, molecular function: ubiquitin protein ligase activity; ribosome binding.
UCAGGAUUAUCUUAUACUUACAGCAUCAGCAUAUCGUGGCGAUUGCUCGGUAUCACCGAUCGGUACAACUGCUGCCGUUGUCUCGUGACGCAAACGAAAAUACGAAUGUGUACGCGUAUAGAGGUGACAUAUGCUCUCUUUUCCGGGUUCGCGCGAGGCAAUUUCUGACCUUCCUAUCGUUGGCGCGCGAAGGUGACACGGCACGUACCGCAGGUACAUAGCCGCAGGCAGGAACCGGAGGGCUGCAGAGAGACCUGUAAUCGAAAAAUAUUUGAUUGAAGCAUUUAUCGGCAUAGGAAUAAUCUGUUCAUUGGUACUUUGAGGAAGAAAGGUUCAACAGUGAAUAUUUUAUCUUGAGAGUGAACAAAGUACAAUAAUCAACUAAGAGAGAGUUUGAUUUUUGUAGCAAGAAUGUCGGGGAACACUGAUGGUUCUAAUAAUAAUACCUGUGUGGUGUGCUACAAGAAUGUCGACAUUUACAGCAUUGGCAUGUGCGAGCAUCCUGUAUGUUACGAGUGUAGCACCAGGAUGAGAGUGCUCUGUCGCCAGAACGAAUGUCCUAUUUGCCGUCAGGAUCUGCCAAAAGUUGUGUUCACAAGAGAGAUCAAACCCUUCCAUAGUUUGACUAGUGCAAAUCUACUAGAUACCCGAUAUGACAUCUACUUCAGUAAUCUUGACAUUCAGGAGAAAUUCACCGAGUUGUUAAUCAAUACUUGCUCGAUAUGUAAGGAGAAGCCAGUGUUCAGCACUUUCCAUAAUUUAAAAGAUCAUAUGCGACAACGACACGAAUUGCAUUAUUGUGACCUGUGUGUGGAGAAUUUGAAGAUAUUUUCGCAUGAAAGACGUUGUUACACAAGAUCGAAUCUAGCCACGCAUCGGAGAAAGGGUGAUAUUGACGAUAAAAGCCACAAGGGUCAUCCACUCUGUGAAUUCUGUGAUCAGCGUUACAUGGACAAUGACGAAUUAUAUCGGCAUUUGAGACGUGAUCAUUUGUACUGUCAUUUCUGCGACGCGGAUGGUUUACAUCAAUAUUAUAGCUCGUACGACUAUCUCAGAGAUCAUUUUCGACAGGAGCACUAUUUAUGCGAGGAAGGGGUGUGCGCGGAUGAGAAAUUCACGAGUGUUUUCCGGACCGAUAUAGAUCUUAAGGCGCACAAGGCCAGCGUACAUGGCAAGCAGUUGAGUAAAGCUGCCGCUAAGCAGGCGAGAAUGUUAGAACUGGAAUUCACCCUGGCGCCGCGCGGUGAAAAUCGGAUGAAUAGAAGAGGCAUGCUAGGUGCGUCGACUUCGAGAAACACAAGAGAUUACAGUUCUAGGGAUUACCAACAAGGCUCGAUACCUGGCGGAUCCAAUUCGUUUACAUCCAACAACGAGCCCAUCUUUACGAGACAACCGUCUGUGGAUGUACAGAGCACCGACGAGUUUCCUACAUUAGGUGGUAGUGUCGCUCCUGUUGUUCCCACUUUAACGCAAGCCAAAAGCAGAGGAAAUGUAACUAUUCGCAGCACUGUGAGAAAUCAACCGCUCGCUGUAACGGACGAGAAUUUCCCUGCGCUAGGUCCAGAGUCGGCUGGCCCUAGUAUAUCGAAAACUGUCAACUUCAGUGUCUCCAGCAGUAGCAACUCCUCUGGAUCCGGUGGCAUAACACAGUGUCAAAAAACUUCGACAUCUUCAAACGUUUCCAUUCAGGUGAACCACGAAUCUAAUGGUACCGUUACCACAAGAGUGUCCGGACCCAACAUCAGAAUACGUCCCGCGCAAUUGUCCAUAGAUUCCGAAUUUCCUGCUUUGGGUAGUUCCGAACCGUCUACCAGUACUGCUAAUUCGACUCAGUGGAAGGAAGUUUUACAGUGGACAUGCUCGAAAUCAGCACCGGCGAACGUGCCAAAAUCCAAGAAAGUCGCACCGCCACCCUCAAUACCGUCGCCGCCACCUAUUCAGUCUGGCGAGGAUUUCCCAAGUUUAUCCAAAUCGUCCAAAUCAAAAAAACAAUCAGUAAUCACAGUAGUGCCAUCAUGGGGACAGAACUCGCAAAGUUCUGGCACUAGCAACAAUACGAAGACGACGGAUCAAACAAAGGGGAAGACGAAGAAGAAAAAAGCAAAGCAGGCUUCAAAUGGCAAUAAUUCGAGCGGAAACGAGUCUAGUAGUUCUAAAUCGAAUGUAAAUACCAAUGUAGCGCGGAAGGACGUCGAAUUGGCGUGCACCGAUGACUUGGACAACUCUCACGUCGUGUCUAAAAAGAGUUCGCAAAUCACACACGGUACUAAUAACGAUACGAGUAGUGACAUCACGUCUAAGAGUUCGGCUGUGCAAAAUUCGAAAGACUGGGAACAUGCGAACAAGAAGGACAAGAAGAAGAGCAAGAACAACGCAGACGGAAGUUUGAGCACCGUGACAGUCAUAAAUACGGAAUCUUCGAACGGCAGCAAUGUUCUUCUAAACGGAGAAAAACAACGGAAGCGCAGCGAGCUCAAGAUAGACAGUUUGAAUGCGACCAAUAAUAAUAUCCAUCGGACGGAGGACUUUCCUGCUCUAGGUAGCACCAGCGGCAGCAGACCGCCCGGCUUCACGAACCCGCCUCCCGGCUUCACUUCGCCGACUCUACCGCCACCCGGUUUCUCCGUCAAGUACAACAACACCGACAGACUGCACGGCAGCAACGGCUUGACGUUCACAAAUAGUUCCGGCGAAAGCUACUCUAUUCUGCCGGACAACAGCAACAAACACGCUGCCCACGCAUACGUAUCACCGCCAGAUUUUCAGAAACGAAACACAUGCCUCGUGGCGAAACUCAACGAGGUCCUUGUGCAACAAGACAAGAUUGAGGAGUUUCGCUACGUGAGCGGCCUCUUUCGCGGAGGCACCUGUGAUGCCGAAGAGUAUUACACGCACUGUCGCAAAGUUAUGGGGACCAACGCUUUCGAAAGUGUAUUCCCCGAGCUUUUGGUAUUAUUGCCAGACAUUGCGAAACAACAGGAGCUAUUCAAGGUGCACAAGAGAGAAGCAAGCGGCAAGCCGAAAGGGCUGGAGAUGUGCGCGACGUGCGGUCAGAUUCUCAAGAACGGCCCAGACUUUAGAAUGCAUAUGUCUAGUCACACACUGGAGAAUCAUUUUCCAGCGCUGGGCAAGAGUAAUACGCCGCCGCCGAAGAACACGUGGGUACGUAAAUGAGUCAAUUACGCUCUUUCGUCGGUCGUUGCCAUCGUUCUCGAGAACUUGAGUGAACCAAAUAUCUGCGCUGAAACAAAAGUUGUAAAUACGUAACUCUUGUUGUUUGUACCAUCACUGAGAUAAUCCUCACUGCGUUGUGUUUAUCUAAUAUAAUUAUGCGAGCGUAAUGCGUACUAUUUAUUCCAAGGGUCAGUCAAUCCUUAGUGUUAAAACGACGGAUAGAACUAGCGCUGAUUAUUCGCCGUAGGAUUAAUACCUGUUGAGUAAAUUAUGAGACGAUUGAUUGAAAUAAAAGGAAAAAAAAAGAUAUAUAUAUACGUUUUUACACACGGUUAUAUUGACUAUGUAGUGCUUCGAAACGCCUCUGACGUGAUAAAUGAGAUCAAAUAUUUUUUUGUAUAAUAAACUUUAUGAAAAAUAAGAUACUAAAUACAAAGUCUGUUACAAGUUAUAAAAGUGGACGCAUGCAUAUAUUAUAUAUAGCGACGUUGCACACUAACGUUUCAACGAUUAUCUAUUUCUGUGCUGUAUUUUAAGACACCGUGUACAUAAAGUUCGUAAAUAGAAAAGCGUUCCUUCUGUAAUUUAUUUGCCAUCUUUCUCCAAAUAGAGAUGGGAUAGAUUGCUGUGGUACAUAUGAGAGAAUAACACCAUACAUUAACAAACUGUUUGAUACGUUAUACAUUAUACAGUACUUGUAGCACUACUGUACUGUUUUGUACUGUAAUAAAACUGUACAUUUUCAGUUAACAUGA